UUUAGUUUGUUCAGGCUGACCGUCGGUCACACGCACAACCAUCGCGAUGUCGCUGCGUACAUCGUGUCGAUACUCGACGUCCCUGUCCGUCGAGGAGGUGGAGGAUCUCUUCAUCGGCACCGACGAGCAGCCGAGCAUCGUCUCGACGAUAUCGCGCCGGCAGGUGCUUGUCGUCGCCAUGUUGUCGACCGUCAACUUCUGCAGCUCGGUGUUCUACUCGCUGAUCGCGCCCUUCUACCCGAAGGAGGCUGCUAAGAAAGGUGUGUCCCCAGUAAUGAUUGGAUUUAUAUUUGGAAUACUAGAAUUGACAAUAGCGCUGUCAUCGCCUUUCUUUGGCAGAUUUAUGACACGGCUUGGAUCAAGAUUUACAUUUCUUGCUGGCAUGUUUACUGUUGGGACGGCAUGUUGCUUGUUUGGUUUCGUAGACAUGGUGCCAGACGGUGUGGAUUUUGUGUCAUUGAGCAUAGCUAUACGAGUGGUAGAGGGACUAGGAGCAGGCGCCUACAUCACUGCUUCCUUCGCCAUCAUUGCCAACGAGUUUCCUGAGAGGGUUGCUACAAUGUUCGGUGUUCUGGAGACAUUCAACGGUCUCGGUCUCAUGUUGGGUCCAGUUGUUGGCGGUGCGCUCUACUAUGUUGGAGGAUUCGGUCUGCCCUUCUACGUCCUUGGUGGCUUCAUCCUUGUCGCGUUCGUGUGUGCUUAUUUCAUUCUUCCUGAGCAGCAUGACCACAGCGUUCCGAUUACGAAGUCAUACUGGACUUUCCUCAAGGCGCCGUCGGUUGCCAUAUGCAUGAUGAUCAUCGCCAUGGGAUCCAUGUCGAUGGGCUUCCUCCAGCCGACCCUCGAACCUCACCUGGAACUCUUCAACUUAAAUCCAUUUGUGAUUGGCCUGCUGUUCCUGCUAAUGUCAGGCGCGUAUGCCUUCUCUGCUCCUCUGUGGGGAUAUAUUGGGGACAAAAUUGGUUACCCGUUGCAAAUGAUGAUUGCAGGAUGUGUGUUUACAGCACUCGCCUUCCUCUUCGUAGGGCCAUCUCCAAUUUUUAAAUUUCAUGUGCAGUUGUGGGUAGUGAUUAUUGCUCUGGUGCUGCUAGGAAUAGGCACUGCUGCACAAAUGGUGUCUCCAUUCAAGUUUUGCCUGCAUCAGAUCAUAAAUAAUGGCUUUCCGGACAACUUUGAGACAUACGGAUUGCUAUCCGGCAUGUACAGCACCUGCUUCUCAUUAGGGGCUGCCAUUGGACCGACGGUGGCAGGAGCUCUGGUCGAUUACAUUGGGUUUCCCUGGGGAACAUCACUCUUCUCUGCAUUCAACAUUCUACUGGCGGUUGUGUUGCUUUUCUACAUCUGCUACUUUAACAACUGGUGUUGCCAUGGCGUUGGAGAAACGGAGGUGAAAUAUGACCGAAUUAGUUCGACUGAUAAUGGUUAUGGAUCAGUUGAUCAUUCAGCCCAAUCGAUAGCCGGAUAUGCUUAGCACAGCUGAGUCUUCCCCCAUUGGUACAUUGCCAGUUACCUGUACAAUCUCAUACCCAUCAAGAACUAGGUUACAUUUUUCUUAAAAAACGGGUUGACAUUGUUAUAUUUUGUUGCUGAUUUCCGGUGAAAAAUGCGGGUUAUCUAAAUCUUUAUGCAUUCCUUUAUAUGUCUAUGUAAUUUUAUUUCUUGAUAUACACAGUGAAAAGGUAAAUUAAAGUGUUAACUAAUAUAAUAGUCGAAUGAGUGGUGAUGUUUUCAACAGAUGUUUGAUAUAUUCAACCGUGGAAUAGGGUUCCCCAUUAAAAAUGCUAUUCCUUAUAUGUGAUGUUAUGCCAGGCAGAGUGUAAAAUACACAUUCUCGUUUGUAUUCUGUGACAAUCCCAAAUUUUAGAAUUGAUGCCCAUGUGAAAGUUCGGUGCAGAUGUAGUGUGUAGGGAUAUAAAACGGUGUUGACAUGUUAAGUAUUGGCUAAUGCUUAUACUGCGUAUAACCAGUAUUGUUAUUGACAUGAGCCUAUGUAUGUAUAUUGUAUACAUUUGUUUCUAAUAGUGAUUACAACAUGGCAAUAGAUUUGCAUAGCUAGCUUAAGUAGUAGUAAUUUUUACUGUAAAUACAUAUUGUUUAUCGUGCAAAAUAAUUACUGCAUUUAUGUGAUAUAUUCACAUUAAUGUGUCAUUUAUAGCAAAUAUCCACCUAAGAUGAUAUUAUAUUGGUGCAUGCUGUGUUGUUGUACUGGUCACGUAGUUGAGUCUGCCUGUAGUAGCUAUUUAGCCCCGUGAAGCUAUCUAGGUAGAUAAAUUGGAGGAAAUGCCAUAUGUUACUUGCCUCGAAUCGGAAGAAAAUUCUAUUAAUUUUUGUUGGUUCUCUGUGUUCUGAACGCUUAAUAAGAUUGCCAGCAAAAAUCAACAGUUAUUAUUUUUAUAACUAAUGAUAAUUAUAAAUAAUAUUAUUAGUAUAAUAAAUAAUAAUAUAAUAUUAUAAUAACUAGUGAUAAUCAAACUAAUGUUCUCGUUACGUGUAGAUUUCAUCAUCAGCUGACGACUGUGUUAUAUAAUGAACACAUAAACUGAACAUGGAACUCUAUAUGUGUUCAUGGUUGUAUCAUGGACAUGUCUAAAUUAUAUAUAUAUAUACACAUGUCCGUGUGUGCGUGCACGCCUGCGCGCGUGCAUGCUUGCUUGUGUUUGUGGUUGUAUGUAUAUCGUACAGUUAGAAAGAGAUGUAGCCUUCUCAUAGAAAUAAUAUAGGUAGACUAGGUGUCUCUAUAUAUGUCUAUGAUCCCACCCGUGUUAUGUUUUAUGGAGAACCGAGCAUGCACCAUUUCAUCAGUCCAGCCAACGCGGUGCUGAUGAACACAAUGUGAGAUAAUGCCUGGCUUUUUGCGGUGGUAGUUGGACACACAGACGUUGAUUUUUAAAAGUCAUGUUAAAAAAUUCCAUUGGAGCAACAUGGUGAGGGUGUACAGAUGUAGUCAUAAUAAUGUCCCUUCGGGUGGCAUUAUAUCAUAGAUAUAGAGCUCACAUCAUGAACUAUUAGCAUGAUACACGCAUAGCUUACACGUAUUAUCAGGAGUGUCAUGAUAUAGACACUAUCUAGUGACUAGGUAAUCUAUAUUAUCAGGAGUGUAUAAUAAUAUCUAUUAUUAUACACUACUGAUAUUAGGACACUACUGAUAUUAUAAACAUACUUAUAGCAUGAACAUAUCUAUACAGUACUAUAUAGUUUAUAUAGAAGUGUGCGUGCUUCUGUGCAUAUACGUGUGUUCAUGCUAUUAGUUUGUGACAACCGGCCGAGAGGCCGGUCGUAAAAAACAUAAAUAGUUAUGCCAUCACAAGUUUAAAAUAUCAUGACUGUUUUAGUGUCGUGCAAAGAUUAUGUUGUUUUAGUUGAUAGUAAAUACUUGAUGAGGUUUCUGAUAACCGGGCCCUUGGUACGUACAGGCACCGGUACGUCUGUUGUUAUCAGUGCUGGUCUGUUUAAAGAAAUCUGUUAAGAUCAUAGUUCUUGGUAGAGAAAUGCGCAUAAAGGCGCAUUAUCGUCAUGUUAGGCAGUCUGCCAACGCGUGCUCGUUAUUGUUGUGAGUUUAGCACCUAAACUUCAAACAAAAUACAGUAUAUCGUUUUUUCUGGAA
Messenger RNA from Priapulus caudatus, 3604 nucleotides. Its product is annotated as MFS-type transporter SLC18B1-like. The transcript has 12 exons. Gene Ontology annotation, biological process: transmembrane transport. Gene Ontology annotation, molecular function: transmembrane transporter activity. The record is from RefSeq and is a predicted model, not a curated record. Lineage: Eukaryota; Metazoa; Priapulida; Priapulimorpha; Priapulimorphida; Priapulidae. The coding region runs from base 47 to 1471 and encodes 474 amino acids.